UCGCGCAGCGCACUCACUCCCUUCACUCCCGGGCCGGAAAGGAGUGUCUAUGCACCUGGCGCUCUCCUGCUCAUCAUCUCUCUGUGAGAACCGGACAUUUGCGCCCUGUUGCUUUGACACUGGACCUCACGUGCAGUCUCUUGUGGAAUCAUAUCCUUUGUUUUGUGUUCUCCUCCACUAAGUUUCUGCACUGUUGGGAUGACCGCGCGCGUGCUUGUGUUCCGGAGUGCUCAGUGAAGGCGCGCCUCAUCGCUCGCGCACCAGCAAAUGGACUAGUCGUUUUUCCCUGUUUUUUUUUUUUUUUUAAUCACUUUCAUCCACCAUGGCUUUACUGCAGUUCUCCUUUGCAGUGUGUGUGCUAUCAGUGUGUGCUGUGGAGCUGGAUCCUGCUCUGCGGGUGGACAUCCUGAAGGAGCUGAAUGUAGGAGAAUCUCUCACAGGAGUUUCCCCAGUGCAGGGUUUCCACAAUGACACCACUGCAUUUCUGUUUAAAGGGACGAGGAGGAGUGUGCGAGCCUCAGCAGGAGUUGCAGAGCGAAUUCUGCAGAAGCUCAGAGGCAGAGUGGAGAUCACCCUACUGCUUACACUCAGACAAGAUAAAUUCAACUCGGGUGUGUUGCUGUCCAUCCAUCAUGGAGAACAAAGGUACCUCGAGCUGGAGAGCAACGGGCAGCGCAGUGAAAUCCGGCUGCACUACUGGUUAGCAGAACAGCAGAACCGCACAGAGAUUUUCCCCUACAACCUCGCAGAUGCUCGCUGGCAUAAAGUGGCCCUGACACUCAGCACUACUCAGCUGGUGCUUUAUGUGGACUGCAGCAGAAUUUAUGAGAGGAUUGUGGAGACACCAUCUAUGGACAUUCCUGCAGGUACAACUGUGUGGCUUGGGCAAAGAAAUAACGUUCAUGGAUUCUUUAAGGGUGUGAUGCAGGAGGUUCAGUUGGUGUUCAUGCCUCAAGGAUACAUCUCACAGUGUCCUGAUCUGAACCGCACUUGUCCAACCUGCAAUGAUUUCCAUGGUCUGGUACAGAAAAUCAUGGAGCUACAGGACAUUUUGGCCAAAACAUCUGGAAAGCUCGCUCAUGCAGAAGAAAGAAUGAAGACUCUGGAUGGCUGUUACUGUGAGAGGACCUGCUCGCUUAACGGAGAGAUCUACAGAGACGAGGAUGUCUGGAUAGAUGGAUGCAAGAACUGCACGUGUUUGAAUGGCAGUGUUGAGUGUGAGAGCAUCUUCUGUCCUGCACCUCAGUGUCCUCCGGAUACCGCACCAGCCUACAUUCCUGGAGCGUGCUGUAAAGAGUGUCAGCCUGUGUGUGUUUUCAGAGGGAGGGUGUAUGUGGAAGGGGAACGGAAGAGCGUGCGUGACUCUACAGGAAACUGUCUGCUUUAUGAGUGCAGGGACCGUAAGAUGCGAAGAAUUGAAAACAUUGCUUGUCCAGAGCUCAACUGCCCUGAAUCAGAGCAGAUAACCCUCACAGACCGCUGCUGUAAAGUGUGUCAAGGACAUGAUUUCUGUGCCGAUGGCUACAGCAGCAUCUGUGUGGAGAACUCGGAGUGUGUGAAUCUGGAGGCAGGAGCCUGCUGCAGCUGCCGAGACGGCUACCGGGCAGCGAGGGAUGACAGCGCAUACUGCCAAGAUAUUGAUGAGUGUGCAGAGGGGAAACAUUACUGCAGGGAAAACACUGUGUGUGUGAACACGCCAGGAUCAUUCAUGUGUGUGUGUAACGAAGGCUACAUCCGGAUUGAUGACUACUCCUGCACUGAGCAUAAUGAGUGUAUAAGUGGACUACACAGCUGCGAUGAGAACGCACUCUGCUUUAAUACAGUGGGAGGACACAGCUGCACCUGCAAACCAGGGUACCUGGGUAAUGGCACCGUCUGCAGAGCACAGUGUGAUGAAUUGUGCCAUAAUGGAGGCUCCUGCGUGGCUCCAGACACAUGCAUCUGCCAACAAGGCUUUACUGGGAAGAGAUGCGAAACAGACAUUGAUGAGUGUUUGAAUGGCUUUGUGGAGUGUGACAGUCGAGCCACAUGUGUGAACCUUCCAGGCUGGUAUCACUGCGAAUGCCGUGAUGGCUACCAUGAUAAUGGAAUGUUUUUAUCAAAUGGGGAGUCUUGUGAAGAUAUUGAUGAGUGUGAGACAGGGAGGCACAGCUGUGCUAAUGACACAGUGUGUUUUAACAUGGACGGAGGCUAUGACUGCAGAUGUCCUCAUGGGAAAAACUGCACAGGUGACUGUUUUCAUGAUGGAAAGGUGAAGCACAACAGGCAGAUUUGGGUGCUGGAUGAGGAUAGGUGCGCCGUAUGCUCCUGCCAGUCAGGCUUGGUGAUGUGUAGGCGGAUGGUUUGUGACUGCGAGAACCCGACAGUGGAUGUCUCCUGCUGUCCAGAGUGUGACCCACGUCUCAGCUCUCAGUGUCUGCUCUACAGUGGCCUUCUGACGUACAACAGCGGUGACACUUGGGUGGAGAAGUGCCAGCAGUGCCAAUGCAUACAUGGCGAGGUGGACUGCUGGCCGAUGCCCUGUGCUCCAUUGACUGACUGUGAAUUUGUGGCAGUGCCUGAGGGCGAGUGCUGCCCCCGUUGCGUCUCUGACCCAUGCCAAGCAGACACAUUGUACAAUGACAUCACCAAAACAUGUGUGGAUGAAUACGGUGCCACACGCUUAAGUGGCUCGACCUGGAAUAAACAUGCCACUGAGUGCUCCAUCUGCCAGUGCAAGAAUGGGCAUGUCUGUUGCUCUGUGGAUCCUCUGUGCCUCUAGUGCCAUUCAAAAGGCAACUGUCUAUCUCACUGCCCUUUUCUCUUUUUCUAUCCCCUAUAAUUUCUUUGUCUCUCUGCUCCUUGCUUCCUCUAUAUCUCCCUCUUUCUGUCUCUCUGCUCUUGCCUUUAUGUAUGCCUUCAGAUUUUUUUACUGUCUUACAUGUACUGCAUCAAACAGACAUAAGACUCGCAAGAUUCAGCUAAUGAUUCAGACCCGACCUACAAUGUGAACAGCUUUUGCUUUUGAUACUCAAAUUUGAUUACUCUGACUGCAAGAUGCUACCCUGACAUUCUUAAUGCAUGGAGAAAAAGGCUUUAAGUGUAAUGAUCAGAAAUCCAGAAGUCCAUGCAUUCCACUGUAAAAUAGCCACUUUCAUCACUCCAUGGGCAUGACUCAAUCCAGCAUUCGCCAUUCUGCAGUAUUGCUGAUCUAUCCAUUUCUAAGAGAAAAUGAAAGACUUUGGUGUGUUAACUUGCUUGAGUUUUUACUUUUUCUUAAACCUGAAACCUACAUUUUUAUGUUAUAUGUUGAAUUUUUGUUCAAGGUUUGCUGAGGUUUAAUUUAUUCAGUGGCUUGGUAUUGUGUAAUAGUGAAAUAAAGAUUUCCAUUGAAAGAAUAAUUGUG
This is a messenger RNA of Pangasianodon hypophthalmus (striped catfish), 3385 nucleotides long. It is a transcript of the gene nell2b, whose product is annotated as neural EGFL like 2b. The record is from RefSeq and is a predicted model, not a curated record. Bases 323 to 2761 code for a protein of 812 amino acids. NCBI's taxonomy places the organism in Eukaryota, Metazoa, Chordata, Actinopteri, Siluriformes, Pangasiidae. The transcript has 20 exons. Gene Ontology annotation, molecular function: protein binding; calcium ion binding.